Messenger RNA from Solenopsis invicta (red fire ant), 5969 nucleotides. RefSeq names its product ecdysone-induced protein 74EF (gene Eip74EF). Gene Ontology annotation, molecular function: sequence-specific DNA binding; DNA-binding transcription factor activity, RNA polymerase II-specific. Gene Ontology annotation, biological process: cell differentiation; regulation of transcription by RNA polymerase II. NCBI's taxonomy places the organism in Eukaryota, Metazoa, Arthropoda, Insecta, Hymenoptera, Formicidae. The record is from RefSeq and is a predicted model, not a curated record. Gene Ontology annotation, cellular component: nucleus. The transcript has 8 exons. Bases 1470 to 3191 code for a protein of 573 amino acids.
CGUUGAGGUGGUGGGAGCGAGAGAACCCGAGCGGUUCGCGGUGUCGGCGACGGAGACGCGGUGGUGAGGCUCGAGCGCGGCCGCGCGGAGCGGAGCGGAGCAGAGCGGGGCGAACGGAGGACGAACGGACGGGCGGACGCGGGCGAGAGAAAGAGAGAGGGAGAGUGUCGCGAGCGUGUCUAACCUAGGAUAGCGGCGUUUAGUAGCGGCUAGGCUAGGCUAGGCUAGGCAAACCGAGACUCGCCGUUCGCGCGUCGCGUUCAGUAUUCCGCGCGCGCGCUCUCUGCGACCGAGGCCUCUGUCUUCUCUGUCUCUCUGGUGCGCGCGCCUUGUGUGAUACGCGGUGCUAGAAUCGUGUUCUUCUCCAGCGUCGAAAAAAGAUAAAAAGAAAAAAAAAGUGCGAGAGAGAUAAAAGAGUGAGGCGGUUUCGCCUAUUUACGCGCUCCGUGAGAGCGGCGUGAGGCAAACUAGGGAGAAAGAAAAAAAAAAGGAAUUAUCGGUGAAUGUGUUAUCCCGGAGUGACCGAGGACACGUGUCAGGAUCAAACAGUAUUUGCAGUGCGGGAUAAAAUUGCGUUAGCAAUAGAAUUCAGAUAUACGUGAUCGCCGCGUAAAUUCGUUUAAGUUUAGACACAGAAAGUUAAUAGAAGGUGAAUUUUCUUGAACUGUCGUAUCGUUUGAAAGUAACGCAUAACAGUGUUUAAUUCGAACUAGAUAGAUUUCUACCACUUGAUCGAAUUGUGAUCAAAGUGAAUUUUAAUUAUCCACUCGUGACGGUGAUUUAAUAAGAAUUCAAUUCCCGCAUCGAUGACUGUAUCGGACUUUUGUUCUGUAUUAUUAAGCACGUGAUACCAUUUGUCGAAGUGAUUUGAAAGACAAAUCGGAGUUUCUCCGAUUCGCGUGAUCUCUUCAAGAAUCGAGAUCCGUAAACGCGAUAGUCAGUGUCGUUGCUCCUUUUUCGUGUAGUCUUCCGAGCGAGAGAAGAAGAGAGAUAGAAAGGGAGACGGAAGACGUGCGUGCGUGUGGGUGGGUGGACGCGCGUGGCCGCGUGCGUGCGCCGUGCACGCGCGUGAUGUAAGUCGCAUGGACUGUCGCAACUCGUGCCGGAUAAACAAUCGCGGCGGAUCGGCGCCCGCUCGCGCAUCGGAAGAAAAAUCGUCGCGAGGGUGGGAAGACCGUCGCGGAGCGAGGAAGGGAAACGUUGCCUCGGUGGGUACAGUGAGUGCGGAAGGAAUCAGGUGACGGGAAACAGGCCCCGGAGACGUUACUGCUUCACUUCCUUCUUCCUGAGUUCCGCGCGUAGCUAGACGGAACGACAGGUGAACAAUAGCGCGCAGAAAAGGAACAACCGAGCCAUCUGGGUGCGGCACAGGCGGAAGGCGAAAGAGGCGGGGAAGUCUCGGAGGUGGUUUUAGAUGUUAGAAGGCGCGGGGGUGGCUAAAGUGGCCCCGCCGCUGGGUACGGGUCCCGAUGCCGGUCCCCGUAUCGCAAACACCCACAUUAAGCUCCACCCUCGUGCCCAAGGAGGAAUCAAACAUGCCCUUCAUAGACGACGAGCUAUUCUGGUACUCUGACAAUGACGGAAAGAUGGAUUUAACCCAAUGCCUUCAGCAGAGCAACACGGGUCAGCCGGUAGAGUUUUCGGAGUUGAGUGCUCUGGCUCUAGAAACACCGACGGCAUCAAAUGUGCCGGCGGGGGAAGGCGUGGGUAUGUCCGGUGUUACAGGGGAGGAACUAUUCGAUCCCCUGGACUUCCUACGGGAACUCGAGGCAGAGACCAGCCAACCCACCUCCACCACAAUGCCUUCUUCCUACAAGAGACAGAGGCACAACAUCGCCGCCGCGAAUCCUCUAUUAGCAGAAAAAUUAGCAGCGCCUUCGACGCAAGCGUCUCCAACUUCCAUCCCUUAUGCCUCAAGGGCGGAAAUCAAGACGGAGAACAUCCAACCCGAGACGAGUAAGGUGGACACCAGGGAAGUGCAGCCACAUGACCCGAGCGAGAAAGAACAGCUGGGCCUCGCGAGUGUAAAAGUGGAGCCGGGAUCCACCAGCGCGACGACCACCAGUAGCACGGGGACCCGUCUGCUCCACGGUAUCCUCUCCCAGCAUCCCCAGCAGCAUGGCCUGGGGCUGCAAAAUGGAUACGGCCGACACUUGGCCGGUCACGCACAAAUGGGCCAACCGCCUUACACCACUGCCGCUAUCGCCACGACGAGUACGCCAGGAAGCGGAUCACUGCCAGCGAGCCCAGCGGACAGCGGAGUCAGCGACGUCGAGUCCAGCACGUCCUCCGGCGGCAACGAGGACGCGAAUCUCUUACUAAAAGCCAGGCUCAAUCCUAAUUCGUCUCUCCAGCCGAGUCUGGCGUCUCAUCACUCCCAUCUGUCGUCGGCAGCACUCGGCAGAACGGCCUGCCACAGCCCCGGUGUGUACCCGGGGUCGACGGCAAGCUUCCUGUCGCCCACCUAUCAUCCUCAUCAGCAUCAUCCCUCCCAGUAUCACCCACAUCGGGGGAGCUCGCCGCACCAUCAGCACAGCAACCACACCAUGGGUCCGACGAUGGGGCCGCCCCACCAUCACCAUCAUCAUCAAGCGCAGGGUCUCCAGCAUCACUUACAUUACCGUCAGCCAUCCUCACUGUCCGACAGCUAUAACAAUUAUAUAAACAUGUACGGCGGGGGUGGACAAUUUGCAACUCCCUGCACCCCGAGCCCGCCGAGAGGACCCGGCGGUGUGCCCACCAGCGUGAUACAAGCGGCUACCAGCUCGGUCUCGGACGAUCUCUACCUUCUCGAGCUCGGCUUCCCGUCGCGCUCGAAGAAGAGCAAACUGAAGAAGCCGCGGCAGGGCGGCGAGGGCGGAGCCGCGGUGAAGCGGAAGUCGCGCGAGGGUUCGACCACGUAUCUGUGGGAAUUCCUGCUCAAGCUGCUGCAGGAUCACGAGUACUGUCCGCGCUACAUCAAGUGGACGAAUCGCGAGCGGGGCGUCUUCAAGCUGGUCGACAGCAAGGCGGUCUCGCGGCUCUGGGGCAUACACAAGAACAAGCCGGAUAUGAAUUACGAGACGAUGGGCAGAGCGCUACGCUAUUACUACCAGCGCGGCAUCCUGGCGAAAGUGGACGGCCAGCGGCUGGUCUAUCAGUUCGUCGACGUGCCGAAGGACAUCGUCGAGAUCGAUUGUACGGGUGCAUGAGACAGGGAGUCGGCUCGUCCCGCGGGGCACGAGAGGGAGAAGAAGGAGGAACAGCAGCACCAGCACCAGCAGCAGCACGGCGUUUCGGCGCGGGUCUCGCGUGGACGUCGACCAUCGCCAAUGUCGCCGUUGUCGUUGCCGUCGUUGAUACGGCGUUGUCGCGGACCCGUCGUCGCGGCGGCGGCGGUGGGGCUUCAUCCGCGCGAAAGAUCGCCGUUCAGCGGUUUUCUCCACCGAGACGCGCCGACCUGGCAUACCCCUCAGAUGUUGUAAAACGCGUUCUCUUUUUCUCCUUUUCUUUUCUCUCCCUCUCUCUUCCUGUCUGUCUCUCCCUACCUAUUCCUCUAUCCCUCUCUAUCUCUCUAUUUCCGUCUUUCUCUCUGGCUUCGUUUGUUCCUUGUAUUAUAUCUAUGUAAAUGUAUAUUAAGGCGCCGUGCGACGAUGUUGUCAGAGGUGGUCCCGACCCAGUACCUCGUCCUUCUCCUGCGGCCCGUUUCUUUUUCGCGUGUCCGAAUACCGCGUAGGAUCGGGACAGGACGGCGCCCGACUCGUUGAAAUUUGUACAAAAUUUAGUUUUUAACGUAUCGAGAAAGGAAACUAAAGAUUCUAUCUGGUGUACCUUGCGGGAGGGACGCCGUGGACAAAUUACUUAAGCAGCGAAGCAUCGGAAAGCGAAAAAUUGUAUAUUCGAAAGAGCGACAAAUUAUUUAUUGUAUAUUACACGUUUAUAUAUGUUACCUAAGAAAAUUGUUACGCGCGUAAUUCGCGCAAAUGGAAAACUUAUGGAAACGGACGAAAGUUACAAAAAAAAAAUGAAACGAAAUGAGGGCUGUGAAAAGGUUUACGAUACGGUGAAGAGAGAAGAGAAGAGAAGAGGAGAGGAGAGGAGACGAGAUGUGUAGUGGAACGGGAAAGGAUGAGAAGCGUCUCUUGAAGUUUCACGGAGCGAGCUCAGGGAGGGGUACACAUUAUAUUUUUUUAAGUAUAAGCGGAAGGGAUUGGCCCUUCCGAUUCGUGAGCUGAGGGUUCAACAACGCAAGGUGCUGGCUAAUAUACAUGCAACACACACACACACACAUACGAAACACACACUAUACACAUAUACACGCACACCGAGGUCCAAGAAAAUUAUUUAGCAACCUAGUGUUACUAAUUCGUAAAGAUUAUCGAUGCGGACGAUUAUAUCUCUCUGUAUAUAAAUAUAAAGAAUACUUUUAGUAAAAAAUAUAUAUAUAUAUAUAUUAUUGAAUAUUAUAUAUAUUAUAUAAAUAUAUCUAUUGUAUGUUAUGUAGUAAAAAUGAAGCGGUUUGAUGUAUCUCUAUGAGAUUUUGGCGUCACGACGACACACGCGUAGGGCGCUUUCAAUCUCGCGCGACGUCUCUUUCGAAACUUUCUAUACUAUCUAGUUUGUUCUUAUAUAUACAUUAUAUUGGGGACGAAUUUUAUACGUUUGAGAGCGCCGAUUUCGCGCUCGAGCCUUCUAAAGUCGCAGUCAUAACGCACAUAUAUAUACACGUGUAUUGCUGGUCUCACAUGCUCAGACUGAUCAGAGACGUCGCACGUUUAACACAGAGAAGCCCAACGCACGGGAAGCGUAAUAAAUAAAAUGCGUAACUCUAGAGUAAAAUUUAACUUAUUGGCGCCCCGGGACGCGUGACGCGCGCGAGUGCAAGUGUAUCCUAUAGUUCUAAGUUUUGUACAUAAAGAGGAAAUCGUCAAAAAUAUUAUUUACGUUUAGGAAGAACGUAACGCUGGUUAUCCUCGCGAUAAUUGUAUCCGCGGGAGAAAGUGAGAAACGACGGAAGGUGGAAGGAAAGAACGGACGAGGAGUGUCUAGCUAGAUUAUGCGCGACUACGUGGCCGAUCGCGACGCGCGUGUACAGGCCAAUUUGUCGCAUUACAGUCUCGGGAUAUAUGUAUAUGUAUGUGUAUAUAUAUAUAUAUAUAUAUAUAUAUAUAUAUAUAUAUAUAUAUAUAUAUAUAUAUAUAUAACCGGAGAAACGAAAUAUAUACAGUACAUUUGAACAGUGAUCCAGAGCUGCCAAUAAUGCCUGUAAAACGGUCCCUUUGCACUUGUCGUUCGAGUCGAUGUCCAUCGAGUCGAGCCUCACACGGUGCUGGUCAGAUCGAUCCGAUGUUUUUUGGGACACCAGAUAUACCGAUGAUACAAAGCAAAUUGCCUUCUCGUAUUAACAAAGACGUGUUGCCUUCUAACAAAAAAAAGAUGCAUAUAAAAGUUCUAGCGAUUUGUAUCGUAAAUGCCGUCACUUUGUCCAGGUACUUAAAAGCCCUUUACAUAUAAAGUCCUAACAUCGUUUUUGUGACGAAUUGAAUUUUGUAAUUUUAUCAGCGAAAAGUUCUUUGGUACGUGGUGACUUUUAUCGUACUUCGAAUACAAUGUAUCGGCGGGAAAUAGUAAUAAUAUUAAUAAUAAUAUUAAUAAUGAUAAAAAAAGGAAGGAUAUAUCAGAGUACAAUGGACAAAAGUACCUAUAGUAUACCACUUCUAUACAUGAUAACGGACACUUAUAAACAAUGAAUGGACACUACAACAGAAAUCCUAUUUUUAGGUAAAUUAAAUUUACAUAUACAUAACAAUCCACUACACUACGAGAUAUUUUAACAAAUAAGACUUUACUAUAAUAGAGAUAAAUACAUAAUUAUUUACCUGUAAAAUAUAUGAAAACACGAUGGAUUGACGUAAGGAACUCUAAUGUAACGUUCUGUGAUUCGUUGUUUGUAGGUGAAAUUUAAUAAAAGAUUAUUGUAUCAUAAUAUA